CCUCGCCGAAAUAUUCGUCGGGAAUCGAAGUUCCGGCGAGGAAUCCGCCUUGUCAAGGGGAUAUCUGGUCCGAGCUCUGUCUCUUCCCCUCUUUCUUACCUUUGUUCGAGUACAGGUACUGCCUUUUUAUACAUCUCCGAUACUCUUUCGUGUGUCAGUGAAGCCAGAAAGUGCGCAUUCCCAAGCUGCCUUUAUCAAAACAGAGAAGAAGCCAAGGAUUUUAGUACUUUCUCCGGCAAGAGAACGGCGACAAAGAUCAGAAUCACUGCCAGGAGGAAGAUAAGAGAUGUGAAUCUAGAUGAGAGAGGUGAGAGAGAUGGGCAAAGUUGUCCGGACAAUGAAAUAUUGAGGAAUUCUCCUAUACACAACGCAAGGAGAAUUUAUAGUUAUACUCAUUCGUGUCUAGAUUUUAGAAAUGGACGAAGAAGCUACCACUGCAUAAGUGCAUAUGAUAUGGCGGCCAUCGAGUACCGUGGAUUAAAUGAUGUCACCAAUUUUGACCUUAGUCGCUACAUCAAGUGGCUUAAACCCAAUCAAAAGAACACAAACACCAACAUUAGUGUUCCAAAUCAUCGUCCAAGCCCUAACCCUAACCUUAACCUGGAAGUUGAUCAUUUAACUCCUAACCCUAAUCAAGAUCCAUUCAGACUAACCUUUCUUGAAAGCCAUGAAACCUACCCCAACACUUCGGGUGACCCCACCUUAACUCAAUCGCGUCCUGCAUCCACCAUGUCAGCCCAAGUUCUUCUUCUCCAGUCAUCAAAGUUUAAGGAAAUGAUGGAGAUGACCUCUGCCACAAAUGGGUCGAAGACAACUUUGGACAUGGAGCCACCAAAAUGUAGAUUUCCCGAUGACAAACAGAUGUAUUUUGACUGUUAG
Molecule: messenger RNA, 879 nt
Organism: Tripterygium wilfordii
Lineage: Eukaryota; Viridiplantae; Streptophyta; Magnoliopsida; Celastrales; Celastraceae
Exons: 5
Source: RefSeq, a predicted model, not a curated record